AUGUUCCCGAUCGUACUACUAAGUAUCCUGGUAGCACAGGCGUACGGAGCCAGAAUAUUGGCGGUCGUACCAACUCCGUCAUUAAGCCACCAAGUCGUAUUUAGACCUCUCACGCAAGAACUCGCAAGACGCGGUCACGAGGUCGUCAUAAUAACACCAGAUCCGGUAUUCACCAAUAACAAUGCUCCAGCUAAUUUAACGGAAAUCGACGUGCGGGAAGUAUCCUACGAAGCAUGGAGAAAGCAUUUCCUCACCAACAAAGCGAUUGGGAAAAAAGGGGACUUGGUUCACACUGUUGAUCUGUUUCUUCAGCAAUUCGGCAAGGUAUUAGAAAUGCAGUUGCAAACUGAUGAUGUUAAGAGAAUAAUACGUGGUGAAAGAGGGAAUUUCGAUCUGUUAAUUUUAGAAGCCGCAGUGCGCCCUGCUCUGGUGUUUUCGCAUAUCUUCAAAGUGCCCGUGAUCCAAAUGAGUUCGUUUGGUGCUAUGCUUAACAGCAACAGUAUCGUUGGUGCGCCUUCACACCCCUUUUUGUACCCAUGGAUAUUGAAUCAGAGGUUGUAUAAUUUAACAAUGUGGGAUAAAAUCCAGGAGCUCGUGAACCGUUUAACGAUAGAAAGUUUUUACGCUGCAUACGAACCUCUUGAAGAAGAGAUGUUAAGAAGAGUCGUUGAUCCAGAUAUGCCAUCAUUACAUGAAUUGAGUAAUAAUGUGGAUUUAAUAUUUUAUAAUAGCUAUCCAAUUUGGUCAGACCAACAGCCAGUGCCACCUAAUGUUGUCUAUGUGGGGGGAAUACACAAGAAUCCCAUAAAGGAAUUACCUCAGGAUUUAAAAUCGUAUCUCGAUUCAUCAAAAAAUGGCGUCAUCUACAUAAGCUUCGGGAAUAAUAUCAAGCCCUCGCUCCUGCCCAUUGAAAAGGUCCAGAUGUUGACUAGAAUAUUCUCUGAACUACCUCAGAAUGUACUGUGGAGAUGGGACGUGGAUGUAGCCAAUAAGUCUGCAAAUGUGAAAAUAACGCAAUGGGUGCCGCAAUCGGACUUGCUGAGACAUCCCAACAUAAAGCUAUUCAUAAUGCAAGGGGGGCUUCAAUCAACAGAAGAAGCUAUUGACGCUGGAGUACCUCUCAUCGGUAUACCAAUGCUGGCUGACCAAUGGUACAAUGUUGAGAAAUACACAUAUUUUGGUAUAGGGAAGAGACUUGACAUGGAAAGCUCUACUGAAGAUGAAUUCAGAGAGGCUCUUAAAACCGUUCUAGAAGAUAAAAGCUAUCGAGAAAAUGUGAUAAAGCUUCGUAAACUAUUGAAAGACCAGCCUCAGAACGGGCUGGAGCGCGCCGUGUGGUGGACGGAGUACGUGCUGCGGCACGGAGGGGCGAAGCACCUGCGGUCCCCCGCCGCCAACAUGCCCUGGACUGAGUACUAUGAGAUUAAAUUAUUGUUAACGUUCCUCGCUGUCUUGUUAAUCGCUGGAAGCAUAUUGUGUUCAGCGUUAUUCUAUGUAUUUAGAAUAUUGAGCCGAAUUAGUGUUAAGGUAAAAUCGGCUUAAUUGUAAAGGCCCGAAAAGUUAUUUUAUGUUAUAUUUUGUAAUUUAUCUAAUAUGUAUGUAUAAAUUUGUAAAAAGACUACCCAUACUUUCCUAUAUUCCUCUCGUCAAUAGUUUCUUAAUCCGUUUCCAGUUUGAAGUCGGCAAUCCAUUUGUAGAGGC
Molecule: messenger RNA, 1701 nt
Organism: Zerene cesonia (dogface butterfly)
Lineage: Eukaryota; Metazoa; Arthropoda; Insecta; Lepidoptera; Pieridae
Product: UDP-glucosyltransferase 2-like
Exons: 4
Coding region: 1-1542 (513 amino acids)
Molecular function (GO): UDP-glycosyltransferase activity
Source: RefSeq, a predicted model, not a curated record